Molecule: messenger RNA, 252 nt
Organism: Mizuhopecten yessoensis (Yesso scallop)
Lineage: Eukaryota; Metazoa; Mollusca; Bivalvia; Pectinida; Pectinidae
Exons: 3
Source: RefSeq, a predicted model, not a curated record
UCUGACCUAGUUAGUAAGCGUAUCAGACAACAGGUAAACAUAUCUGACCUAGUUAGUAAAUGUAUCAGACAACACGUAAACAUAUCUGACCUAGUUAUUAGUAAGCGUAUCAGACAACAAGAAAACAUAUCUGACCUAGUUAGAAAGUGUAUCAGACAACAGGUAAACAUAUCUGACCUAGUUAGUAAAUGUAUCAGACAACGCGUAAACAUAUCUGACCUAGUUAUCCUUAUUAUGCCCGUAGGCACAUAG